AUGUACGGUGAGGCAGGAAUAAUUAACUAUGUGCACGGGAACAAAAACCGGCUGAUGAAAAAAGAAGAGUACAACUCCAUAAAAACAGCAGCAACGAUAGAAGAUUUAAAGAUAAAGCUGCAGAAUACGAUAUAUGGAAAGUCGCUUCUUGAGGACUCAGCCACGACACACAAGGCCUUCAAAGAGGCUCUGUACCAGUGCGUUGACAAACAGAUAAAGAUGACGCAGGCUUUCACAACAGAAAAGUCCAAAACUUUGAUCGAUUUUUACAAAGAAAAGUUCCAGCUUGACAAUUUUAUAUAUCUGUGGGCGUGCAAAGAGGAAAGCCCCAAGACUCUUGAGACAGCCCUGGACAUUCACCCGCUGGGCACAUACCCAGAGCUGAACUUCAUAAAAGUAACGCAGACAGCAAAAGACACAUGGAAGUUCUGUUUGGAGAACACGCCUCUGUGCAAAUACAUAGUGGGCCUAUCGCACGAAAUACUGAAGGAAGACGUGCAGUAUGUCAGAAGCAUCUUGCAAAAGAGGUACAUUGAGCUGCUGUACGAGUACUCGAAGAAAAACAAUCUUAUCCUUUCCGAGCUCGUUUUGUUCGAAGGGGAUAAAAGAAUAAUUGAGAUACUGUACUCAACAGUCGGGACAACAAUGAGCGCAAGAGAGAAAGAGUGCCUGUUCCCUGCAUGCAGCACAUUCUCAGACAUCCACAAGGAUCUGCUCCUCAACUGCAAGAGCAUCGACGAGCUGCAGGGCGUUCUGAGCACGCACAGCAACCACAGAAACAUCGUAGGAAACGAAAGAGGCUUGGAGGAUGCUUUGAUAAGAGAAGAAGUGAGGAUCUGCAACAAGUCGUUCUAUGUGUACGAUGACCCCAGCGUAGUGUAUACACAGCUUACGCUGCAGGAGCUGGAGGUAAGAAACCUUAUAUUCAUGGCAGACUGCAUCAUCCAGGGGUACAAAGACCACGCAGACCAGAUAGUAGACAUAAAUGGAAAUUAG
Molecule: messenger RNA, 996 nt
Organism: Nematocida minor
Lineage: Eukaryota; Fungi; Microsporidia
Product: V-type H+-transporting ATPase subunit d
Exons: 1
Coding region: 1-996 (331 amino acids)
Biological process (GO): vacuolar transport; proton transmembrane transport; vacuolar acidification
Cellular component (GO): proton-transporting V-type ATPase, V0 domain; vacuolar proton-transporting V-type ATPase complex
Molecular function (GO): proton-transporting ATPase activity, rotational mechanism
Source: RefSeq, a predicted model, not a curated record